UGAAAACAUUUCUACAAACUUCAGAAAUGAUCCGAAUCAACAACACCCAAUACUUCCACUUCCUGCAGCAGGCAGAUGCCUUACGGCGCUCAGGGUCCCUCUGCGAUGCCAUCAUCUCAGUGAAGAGUCAAACGUUCAGGGCUCAUCGGCUGGUACUGGCUUGUGCUAGCAGAAGACUAGCGCAGCAGCUCGCCCAGGGAGACAUCGACAGCCCGGUCCACUUAACUCUGGAGUAUUUCUCCCCACGCACCUUCCAGCAAGUUCUGGACUUCACCUACACGCAGACUCUUGAUGUGUCUGUGGAUGACCUGCACUCGCUGCUGAAAGCUGCUCAGCUGUUAGAGAUGCAGCAACUGGAGGACCAGUGUUGGAAGCAGCUGGGAAAUCUCGACUACAGAGCCAGAGAGGGUGUAAAAAGAAAAGAAAUGACAUGUGUCAGAGAAGAAGAAGAAGAAGAAGAAGAGAAUGAGCCUAAGCAAAAAGGGAGUCCAGUUCAAGAGAAGAGACUUCGAGUGACUUCUUCCCCAGUGGAGGAGGCAAGCGACUGCAUCAUCGUGGAAAACCUCUCAACAUCUGAUGCUGCCAAGAACCGGAACAGCAGCCCGCCAUCACCAAGAAAGAUACCCAAACUCUCCCCUGUGUCAGCAACGCUCUAUAACAGAGACAGUGUAAGCGCCCGGCCUGCCGACAGCAGUUCCUAUUUCUCUUCCCCCUGGAUCUUUCCUACAAACAUGUGGAGCUCCCUGACCACCCUCAGGCGAAUAACAGGGAACUAUCCAAGCUUAAUUGCUGCUCACCCCCUUCAGUCCCCAAACCAGUCCACUGUAGCAUUCCCAUUCUCAAUCUCCACCCCCCACAUGUUCCCCUUACUCGGCUCUCAUUUUCAAACCCCUGUUCAAAGCUCUAAAAUGGGUUUGGGCUUUUAUCCACAAUAUACACAAAACCUUUACGCUGGGUCUACAGGUAUGGGGAGCAUAAUCAAGCAAGGCCAGUUGAAAAGGGAAAAAAACAGCCAGAGAGCAUUUACUGGGACCAUUCCAGCCAGUGAACUGAGUAACCAUGAGGUACCCAAGGCCAGCAGAGAGAGAGCGAAAGACUGCCAACACUGCAGUGCAAGCUUCCUCGGUGCUCCAGUGCUGCGGGAGUCAGCCGCCUCACCACCAGGCGAGGCCUGUUCAGGGUGCCGCUUCGGUGGAAGAGGAGAUGUGCUGCAGCAUAAACCACAAUCCCAUCAACAAGAACACAGAAGGGAAAAACCCUACCAGUGCCACCACUGUCCCAAGAAGUUUAGUCUCAAACAUCAACUGGACACACACCACAGAGUCCACACCGGAGAGAAACCCUUUGAAUGUCGUCUCUGUGGUCAGCGCUCACGAGACUACUCGGCCAUGAUCAAGCACCUGCGGACUCAUGGUGGGGCCACGCCCUACCAGUGCACAGUGUGCCUGGAGUUCUGCAGUAGCCUGGUCGCCAUGCAGAGACACGUCAAGAGCCACGCAGUACAGGACUUCCCUCCCGAUUGGAGCAUCAACAGCACCUACCUGUACAACUCACACAUCUGAGGCUCACAACACAGACCCCACCGUCUACGCAGUUCUCAUUUAGUCUGUGCCUUUCGUGUGUUUUAAUUAUAUUUGAAGAACAGGGGACGGAUGAAUCCCAGAUGAUGUUUGAAAAACCAAGAAGGUCCUUUAACAACACUUACCGCUGUUUUAAAGUUAUAAUAAUAUACUACAGGCACACGCUGGGGCUAUCACAGGUGUUGCAAAACCGCUUUUGUAAACUUUGUGAGCUGGACGUAGGUUGGAAGCGCCCCCUGAGGGCAAGCACUGUAACAAUCAGGUUUUUUUCUGUAAUAGUUCUCACAAAUGCACCACGAUGUCCAGAUGGGACCAGUGGCUGAGAUAUUAAGUUUAGGGACGGACGAAACAUAUAAACUGUAAACAUUCAACGAUUCAGAUGAUACAGAAUCCAUCUGAAACAAAUCCUUUAUCUAUACUUCCUUUAAAACCGUGACAUUCCUGUCCUAAUCCUGUGUUAUUUCACUCUCAGAGAAAAGCAGAACGAGUGUCAGUCAACACCACCUUGAGACUUGGCAUGGUUUGUGAGACAAAAAUCUACCAAAUCCCAUAAAUGUUAAUAUUAACACAUCUGAGGAGGACUGUAUUUAUGCAACAUUGACAAUGAAGAAUGCCGUGGGCAACUUUAAAUGUCACUUUACAGCUCAAUAAAGUGCUCUGGUUCAUUGAGAUAAGAAUAGCAGAGCUCAGGCAGUUAUGUCUGCCUGUUACAAACAUUUGUCCAGCUUUUUCUUCUUUUUCAUCUGCCUAUUUCAGUUCAAAAG
Messenger RNA from Cyclopterus lumpus (lumpfish), 2344 nucleotides. RefSeq names its product zinc finger and BTB domain containing 32 (gene zbtb32). Gene Ontology annotation, cellular component: nucleus. Bases 27 to 1562 code for a protein of 511 amino acids. The transcript is spliced from 5 exons. Gene Ontology annotation, molecular function: DNA-binding transcription factor activity, RNA polymerase II-specific; RNA polymerase II cis-regulatory region sequence-specific DNA binding; protein binding. The record is from RefSeq and is a predicted model, not a curated record. Gene Ontology annotation, biological process: regulation of transcription by RNA polymerase II. Lineage: Eukaryota; Metazoa; Chordata; Actinopteri; Perciformes; Cyclopteridae.